ACUCCCCCAUGUGGAGCCCAGCUGACGGGUGUCAACAAACACAGCUGGCGGGAGACGGCGUCAUGGACGGGAUUAGGGAGACGGGCGUUAUGGACGGGGAGACGGUCGUUAUGGAUGGGAAGUCGGGCGUCAUGGACGGGAUCAGGGAGACGGUCGUCAUGGACGGAAAGAAGGUCGUUAUGGACGGGGAGACGGGCGUCAUGGACGGGAUCAGGGAGACGGUCGUCAUGGACGGGGUCAAGGAGACGGUCGUCAUGGACGGGGUCAGGGAGACAGUCGUCAUGGACGGGGUCAAGGAGACGGUCGUCAUGGACGGGGUCAGGGAGACAGUCGUCAUGGACGGGAUCAAGGAGACGGUCGUCAUGGACGGGGUCAAGGAGACGGUCGUCAUGGACGGGGAGACGGUCGUCAUGGACGGGGAGACGGGCACGAGUAACACUGCACCUUGCAUUAAUCAUCUGCUGCUGAGCACCCACAUUACUGCUCUCAAUGUUAAAAAUAACUACGUUUUCAUCGGUGAAGGCCAGCAUUUUCACGUUCACGACAUUGGUAGUGGGGAAAGGCUUUCCAGCAUUGAAGUCUUGCGUGCAGCAGUAAUUCACGGCAUCCGACUUGAGACGUGUUCCCUAGACAAUGAAAAUGUUUGGAUGGUGGCAAUCUUUGGCCAGAAAAGUUUAACUGUUGUGCGUUUUACUCCCUCUCAGAGCAAGUGCUGUAUCUUUAUGGAAGAGAGGGUACUUGAAGAUUGGAUCGUUGAUGCUGCCUGGGAGACUGACUUUUCACACAUCGUACUUGCUCUAGCACACAACUCUCUCCUACGCUAUGAAGUCAAAGAAUCCAGUAAAACUGUGAUAUGUGCAACAAAUGAAUUAGACAGCAGAGAAGAAAAUAUAGAUUACAGUUACAUGUCAGUUUUAAACUGUGGCCAAAUUUCAGGGAACGAUGAAUGUAUCCCAAAUUGCAACAUGCAUAAUGCCAUUCAGCAGCAGCUCAAUAAGUCUAGGAAACGAGAUCUGUCUAUAUUAGCCACUGCCGAGUGCACCGAAAGAUGUGUCGUCUUCUGCGGUCGUGUGGUUGUGAUGUCGGGUUCCGGCUCUCUCUUCUCAGUCAACUUCUGUCCUGUUCAAAACAUCAUUACCACAACUUCUGAUGACAGAAGUUUGAUAAUUUGGGAUGUUGUCAAUGUAAAACAUCAAUCUAGCAAGAACAUUAGACAAGCGUCGUGUCAUGUCUCUCCUGAGCAAGUUAAAUUGUAUUGGAAAGAAUCACAAAUUGUAGAGAAAGUGAAAUGUUAUGGGCACAGUGCAAGAGUAUGGCGGUCACUCAUCUUAUCCUCAUGCAUCGUAAGUGUUGGAGAAGACUCCCAAGUGUGUGUUUGGGAUAACAAAGGAACAUUAAUUAUGAAGUGGAGAGCUCACGAUGGUGCUUCCAUUUGGAGUAUUGCAGCGACACAGUGUGAAGAUAAAGUAAUUACCGGGGGUGGAGAUGGCGGUGUUAAAUCUUGGAGUCUUAAUGUGAAUGCUUUACCCUGUGCAGCACCCCUGUCUAAUUUACCUUGGUUCACUGAUAUAUUGUGUGAAGUAAAGAAUCGCAAGACUUUAUUUAUGCAGAUGUUCUCAGAGGAUCCCAGACAACUUGGGGUUGAUGUUUUAAAUAAUGAUGAAAAUAUAGUCAAAGAAAAUCAUUCUCAGUUAUUUAUUAAAAAUGGGUUGUCCAAAGACUGUGAUGUGAAAGCUGUCAAAACACACAGUAAAGAGAAAUCUGCAAACCAGGAUUUUCCACGUUGCGUGUCACUGCUCGGAAUGAACAAAUACCUCGUUAUGAUGGAUAGUGGAAAUUUGUAUUUAUGGGACCAAAAUUCAUCGUCUUGGAGUCUGUGCCACAAGGACCAGCGUCUGAUGAAUUACGUGGUGAUGGAGACGUGCCCCAGCCAGAAACUCGUAGCACUUGGAACCCUCUCUGGUGAUGUGAUCAUUCUUGCACUAGAUACUGGAAACUUUGAGGUGUUACUGGAUGUGAAGACUUGUGAGGGAAAGGUGUUCUCACUCUUGUGGCUGGCCCAGAACUGCAUCCUUGUGUGUGGGGCGGCAGGUAUCAUCACUGUCUGGGAGGUUCAUGCUAACACAGGUGAGAUGAACAAGAAGUGGAGCCAUGACUUGCCUUGCUGUAAGCAGCGCUGGGUGUCGGCUGCCUGCGUGUACCCGCCAACGCCUCGGAAUGCAACGCAAAAUCUUAUUUGCGGUGAUCGGGCGGGCAGUCUUCACUUGUAUUCCCCUGGUGUAACUGAAGCCCAACAUACACUUCGUGGCAUCCAUGGCAGAAAUGGCGUAACGAGCCUGUCUCUUCAUGGGAACUUAAUAUAUAGCACUGGGCGAGAUGGAUGUGUACGUUGUUUGGCUGUUGAGGACAGACAUCUGCAAAUAAUUAGGGUCUCAAGGGUCUGCAAUGUGAAUUGGGUUGCAAAACUCGUAUUAAUAUUUGGGAGGCCCUUAGCUGUUUGUUUUCAUGAUGUGAAGUUAAUAGUAUGGAGUUUGGAAGAAGAUCGAACUGUGGUGGAAGUGGAAUGUGGUGGUGGCCACCGGUCGUGGGACCUUCAAGUUUCUGAGACAGAAAAUAGGCUGAUUUGCCUGUUUUUGAAAGAUGGUCGACCAUAUACUUUUCAGACGACACUUAAGGAUAAACUUCUUCCUUUGAUCAAGAGUCCAGUGAACACACAUGAAACUAUGUGCCUGCAGAUACUUUUCCAGCGUGGUCUAGAGACAGUGUUUGCUACAGGUGGGGAAGACACAACGCUGCGGCUGCAUUCCAUUUUGGGCUUUGAAAAGCGUAAAACUUUGGGUGUUAUUCGCAGCCACAUAUCCAACAUCAGGGCAAUGUGCGUGAUUGAGGGGAGAGAAAGAGUGACGACCGUGCAGGAGGAAGACCAGCCGGUGUGGCUGGUGUCUGCUGGGGGACGUGCACAGGUGAAAGUCUGGAGGGCUUCUUAUGGAAAGCCAGAAGUUUCAAGUGAUAUUAAAAAGGAAGUUCAAGUUGGGUAUAAUAUCGACCAAGUGUCAUUGUGGUUAUCGACCACAAGUGUCAUAUGCCAGGAAGUUGCAUCUCACAUGUUACGAACUGGUUCUCACAAAACCUGGAAGAGUCAAGAAUUAACCUUUGAUCCUGAGACGCGCUAUAUGGAUGCGACUGCAUUUUGGAUCACCAAGACUCGAGCAUUAUUAGCAUUGGCAUCUUCUGAUGGGGUUUUAAGAAUAUUUCAGUUUAAUACUGAAACAGAAAGGUUGGAGAUGCUGUGCUGUGAAGAGCUGGAUCAUUGUCUUUUGAAGGUCACACGACUACAAGUGCCAGAUACAACCAUCGUUGUGUCAACAACUACUGGAGGCCGUGUGCUCUUCUUCGACCUUCAGUCUGCUGCCAAGUGGAUUCUUGACUCGGAUGGAUCACCAUCGCUCCCAGCACAACACUCUCAGCAGCUUGGCUGUAUUGCUGCUCAUCAGUCAGGUGUUAAUGGACUGUGCUUCAAUUACCAUAACAGUAUGAGAAUAGCAGAUGCUGUGCACACCAUCACUAUGGCAACAGGGGGCGAUGACAACAAACUUAGUGUUUGGGAAGUGUUGGUCGAUGUUUCGAGAGCAGAGAAGAUCAAGAUUUCCAUAAGGAAUAUUUGCAGUGUUUUUGGACAUUCUGCACAGAUUACAGAUCUUCAUUGGAUAUCAAGUGAACUACUGGUAAGCACUUCCAUAGACCAGCGGUUAAUAAUGUGGAAACUUACUUGUGGCCAGAAAAAUGAAAGUCACAUGGAAAAUAUCAGUGAAACAGAAAAAAUUAAUCAGACAUAUUCAUGUAAAACCAGGAUAUUAAACUCCAUAGAUGAAACUAAAACUUGGAGUGACUGUAAACAAUGGUCUUCAGCAUCACUGAAAGCCGUGUGUGUACACUUUACCGGAGUACCAGAUGUAAAGGGCCAUACUUUGGUCGAUGUAAAUGACACUCGCAGACAAGAUAAAGCUAAAAUAAUUAAGAGAAUUUUUGUGUAUGGAAUGGGAUUACAAAUAUAUGAAUUAUGCAUUGGGGAUGAUGAUGUUCCCUGAUAGCCUGACUCAGGUAGUAGAAGAAAUCCCAAAACCCUCUCCAGGUAUGGUCCAGGCACGUCUACUUCACUUUUCAUUUUCAGUUGUCAAUGUUACUGCAGCCAGCACCAUCUAUACAAAACAAAUGUACACAUUUGUCUUAUCAGUUUUAGUCAAGGAUAUUUUAAAAUUUUGUUUUAUAAUUCAGUAACUUAAAUGUGGGUGUGGAAGAGACAGUAAACCCAAAGUAGGGUAGUUGUAUGACGUGUAAGUGGACUGACGAUUGUUUGACAAGCUAUUAUUAUUAUUAUGGUAGCCUGUUGAGACUUUAUCAACAUACCAAUAUCUUUGAGCAAGCCGUCUUGAGGCAAGCUUGUCAGAGCAGCGGCGGCCCUCCUCCAAGACGUAUUCAUCAAUUAUAACACUGUACUCUGUAAUAAAAAUUGGUUUGUUCUUGUAUAUAAAUUUAUAUUGCAUUUUACUGUAUAAUAAUAUUUAGUUAAGUGUCUAGGUUCUGUUGGCAAUUACUUGUGUUUGUAGUAUGUGGUUGAAGCAUUUAGAUGCGAUUCGAGCAGAGGAUGUCAUCGAAACACAGCUUGAGAAAACUACAUACGUCAUCAGUUGUGUGUAAACUGUUUUUCAUUCGUAAACGGGGGUUUGAUGGCUGGAUUAACGAGCAUUUGACCCUUGUUAAUGAGGACAGGCUGCUUUGAGUGGGCAUUCCUGAAGUAAACGGAAUCACACUUGUCUUGUUUACUUCAGUCUUCAGAUGGAGUUUUUUCUGUGAGAAACCCUUACAGCUCUCUGGAGCUAUCAGACUGAUAGGUGAUAUAUUAGUCUCGGGCAUUAGUCAAUGGAGUUCAGCUUACCAGGGACCAUGAGCCAGAACCUGGCCCCCCUCAGAGAGGCACAGGGAGCAAUGGCCUUUGGAAAAUGCCCUCUGUGGUUGGAGGUAUUCUUUGUUUGCCAUCGACCGGGGUAAGGCACCCAGAAAGGUAGGCAUAACAAAACAAACCCUACUUGAUAAGAAAAUUGCAACCGAAAACCGAACAGGGAGGCAGAACUUCCCCAACUCUAAAGGAAACUAGCCAUACACCACCAACACAACGCUUGCCUGUGCAGCCCUCCCCUCCCAGGGAAGGGAAGCCUCAGACCGCCGUGCCGGCUACUCACACCCCAGUUCGUUGGCUGAUGCGAUCUGGGACAGUUGUCAACUCUGGCCUCGAUUUCUUGGCAGUGUUUUGCCUUCGUGGUGUUGUGGUAGUGGUGGUGGUCAGGUGUAACAUCAGUGUUACACCUGACUCAUGGGGCAAAAAUCUUUCUGAAGCAACCAUACGAGUCAUAAAUACUCAUACACUGCUUAAGUAAACAGAAGCAAGUAACAUUUAGUGAGCCAGCCAGAGGCUUAGGACCCACCCAGGAAUAUCCCAGCAGCAAAAAAAAAAACGCUUGGGUUUAACCAGCUUUGCAACAUUUUGCCUGUGCUUCCUGUAGCAAUCAGCUUAUGGGCCCUGGAAAACCCCAUCAUGGCUCGGUGGACUGAUGGAUGCAUCUUUCGAGUUCUAGCUUGCCUUGUUUGAGUUUGACGGUUGUUCUGUGCCCUUGUGAUAGGUAACAGUCAUCAGUUUUACCUCAGUCAUGCUGACUGUUGGGUCAAUAACACCUUUGACUCGGAGUCUAGCGAGAUGUGUUCUCUGUUCGUGCUCCAUUUUACCCAUUCUAUAGACAUUGAGGUUCGGGUGCAGGUGGCAUCUACAUUGGAUGCUCAGUUUAGGUUGCUCCAUCACGCUAGGUUAGUUGCCUGCUCGGAUGCCCCAAGGCUGCCCCGUUUUGGUGAUAGGAGAUAGGAAUCCUCGUCUGCUGCAUUCUCGGGGUUUGGCUCUGUGUGUGGUUCAUAUUCUGGGGAGUGUCCAACGUCCUAGCGGAUGGCCUGUCUCAGUUCAUUCCCCUGUUCACGGAAUGGACAGUCGAUGCCAACUUCUUUAGUUGGCUCUGCUGGAUGUACAAGCUCUCGGAGGACUUCUUCACGUUGGCUUGGUCUCGGCAUCUCUCAAUAUAUGUGGCGCCCUUUUUUGACUGCAGAGCCAUCACUGUAGACGCCUUUUAGCAGGACUGGUCCAGUGGGGUUAACUGUACCUCUUCACCCCCCUCCCCCUCUCCCCUGGUACAGCUGUUGCUUAGGGUUCUGGCUCGGUUGGAGUCUUACGGCAGAAGAGUCAUCCUUCCGUCAUCCGGAAGAGAAAACCAAGGCUCAGCCUUGGUUUCAGGCACUGCCUGCGCAGUGUCCAAACCCAGUGCAUUUUCUGCGGCUCUGCCUCUUUCAGCAGAUCAGACCAUCCGGUACAUGGCUGGUUCAGUCUAUUCCUCUGCUCUUCGCAGAGGAAGAACCUCGAUUUUGGAGGUUGAACAGAGUCCUGGGCGUUCGUUAUUUGGUCAACAUUCCUGGUUCUGCUCGGUAAUGUGUGCCUUUGGGUCGCAAGUUGCAGCCAGUUGUCUCGACUUCGAGUUGUGGAGUGCAUGGCAGCCGCCUGUGGGGUAAGUCCCUCUUUUACUUAUAUUGGGUUAUGUAGUGCCAGAGAGCCGAAGGGGCUUCCUACAGAAUACCAGUGUUGAAUGUAAUGAAAUGCUGUUUUUCUGAGUGAGCCCUGGAGGCUCCCUGGCACCCUCCCUCCCUCUGGUCGGCGGUUUCGUUUUGAUUUUGAUGCUGCCUCCAAACUGGGGUGUAAGUAGCUGGCACCAGGAUCUGGGGCUUCUCCUCCCCCUCCUUUCCCCUCUGGGGAGAGGAGGGUUGCAUAAACAAGCAGCACAGCAGCGGUGAAUGACGUUUGCUUGUUUCCUUGAGAGUUGGGGAAGUUCUGCCUCCCUGUUUGGUCUUUGGUUAUUCCUACCUUUCUGGAUGCCUAACCCCAGUCGAUGGUAAACAAGGAAUACCUCCAACCACAAGUUGGGUUUCCCAGAGGCCAUCCACUCUGUGGUGUCGCCUUGUCAUGGUGAGGGGCUCACGUACACCUCCCUGGGACCAGUGAGGGUUGCAUGUGCCUCCUCUCCUGCCUCCUCUGGUGUACAUGCAGAAGGGCACCAUGUAGGGGCCUUGCGAGUCUGGACCACCCGCUGGAGGGGUCGCCCGUGAGGGGCUGUCCUAAGUGGAUGGUUGAGUGUCCAGGCUGGGGCGAAAGGGAGAAUGGGGUCUUUGCACCAGUGUGGGAGAAUGGACGAGGCAGUAGGAUUCCCUAUUAAAAAGAGGGGAACACCACUGGUGACGACGCAUCCCUUCCUGCACUGACCUGCGCUCGGCCUCCCUGGCAGGUGGUAUUUCUUGGUUCCAGACCCUAGACUUUUAGAAUUGAUGUGUGCAUGGACACUGAACUGACCUCUCUUACCCAGGCUCGUGGGAUGGGCGACCAGGCCCAGAGUCGGAGGUGAUGGAAGACUGGGCUCUAUAGCCCCGGCCGCAUUGGGCCCAGAUCAAGCUACUCUUUUUUAACCCUCCCGACUACCCCCCUCCCUCCUCUGUGGUAAAGUUGGGCCCCAAGCCCCAAGUUGUGACCACAUUGUACCUUGGGGCGGUUCCUUCUCUCAUUGUGACUUUUGCUCCUUUUACCCCCACCCCCUCUCUCACUGGGGGUUCUCGUGCAUCACAUGGAACAUUUUGUUCAUUUUGACGUACGUUGUAUGUCAAAAUGAAUGAAGUACAACAAAAAUUGAGGUGAGAAAACUGAAGAGAGUAUACACAUUUCAGUGUGGCCACUCGCUCCAUUGAAACACUCAGCGCACCAUGGGGUAGGCUGGGGCGCGCAUACUGUACCAAGAAUGCGAAAGUGUUAAGUAGAUUCCGAAUCAUGUUAAGAAGUAAGGCUUUAAGAAAUGGAUUUGCUAUCAUGUAGACAAGUAUCCAUACUGAGUUUGGAAUGUUAUCAUUUUGGUGUUUAGCAAGGAUUGGCAGUUUUCUCCUCCCAUAUAAUAUUAGCAUAGACCAUAAUUAAAUGGUAAUUAUGUACUGUAUUAUUUAGACAGAUGAUAUUUGUAAAGUAUUUUUAUACAGUAGGUUAAUAUUCAGUUAACCUAUAAUAUGUUAAUACUGUAUUAUUACAGAUUAAUAAUAAAAAUAUUCAGACAAGUCACA
Molecule: messenger RNA, 8190 nt
Organism: Procambarus clarkii (red swamp crayfish)
Lineage: Eukaryota; Metazoa; Arthropoda; Malacostraca; Decapoda; Cambaridae
Source: RefSeq, a predicted model, not a curated record